GCCACCGUGUUGUUGUCCGUGUGAUGUGAUGUUGAUGUUUUGGCUCAGUUGAGAGGCGUGACGUUUAAUGGUAGAUUUGUACAGAGGACAUUUGCCUUCUUCCCUUCUCCCGCUGCAAUUUACCUUUAAAACCGGUAGACGUCAUUACAGAGGACAACAACAUAAGUUUUGUUUACUUUUGUUUUCUAGCUGGUUGAGAGAUGUCUGAAAGCUCCAGUGACACAGAGUCAUCCUGUGGAUGGACAGUCAUUAGCAAUGAGGGUUCGGACAUCGAGACGCUGGGGCCGGAUAACACUGGAGAGUGUGAGGAUAGAGCAGUUAGUCGUGCUCUGGACACACCUGACGACGAGCGGGGUGAGGAGAGUUUGGGAGAGACUUCUCUAGACCUCACACUGAGAGAGGAGUCGACAACAGAGGCAGCACCUGCCCGAGAGGCGGGAGAUGAUGUGGGUGGAGAAGAACAUGUGAUUCUUUGCUCCUCCAGUGAGAACUCUGACAUCAUAACCCUGCCAGACUCUUGUGAGGCAGAGAUUGAUGCAUGGGAGGAGCCUGUUGCCAAGCAGGCAAAGGAAGCAAGAAGUGAAAAGUUUUAUCUCGGAAGCUCAUCGAGCAGCCAGUAUACUUUUAGAGAUUCUGAGACAAUGGCAGCAGACUGGUGUUGGAGUAGAUGGGGAUUUUCCAGGACGCUGUGGGAAUAUGGCAGCCAGCUCCACAGUUCUCUCUCUCUCUCAGCUUUCCCAGUGGAUCAGCCUGUGCAGCGAGACGGUGGUAACAGCAGCAGUGAGGAUGAGGACGAUGAGAUAAAGGCCAGCCCUGUGGUGAGGAGACGCAAAGCAAGGAGGAGCACUAACAGCUCAGAGCCUGGAGACCCCCAGGAGCCCCACAGGAGACAAGAGGAGGUUGUUGAGGAGAUACAAGCCCAUCCAGAUGCCUAUGCUGCUCCGCAAGAUCAAGGUCAUGUCAGCGGCACUCUGAACAAAUGCAUCCUGUUAGCGCUGCUCAUCGCCAUCAGCAUGGGCUUCGGGCACUUCUAUGGCACAGUGCAGAUUCAGGAGAGGCAGAGAAUUGUGGAAAAGAGCCGCGUGUAUGAGCUGGAAUUACCGUGUAAGAGAGAACUUGACAUUGAAGUGGUUGAGAACCUAAAGGAAGAUCUAGAAGAAAAGCAAGGCAUGGUGCUGUCCCUCACGACCGUCAUGGAUAAGAUAACUAAAGAAAACCAGCAACUCAGAGUCAAACAGGAAGAGCUACAGGCCCAAAGACAAGAUUUAUAUGAGCAGCUGACGCAAACCAAGAGUGAGAUGGAAUCUCGGCAAAAAGACCUGACCAUGGAGAACCAGCACCUUAAAAUCACUUUGGAGCGAGAAGAGGCAUCUCUCUCAGCUCUGCAGGAGGAACUGAGGUACCUGCGGGGACAGAUUCGAGAGUUGGAGGAGAGAGGAGCCGGGACUGACUCAGUCCUCUCCGAGAACCAGCGACUGAAGGGCUACUUGCAGGAGGAGAAACAGAAAUUACGCAACUUCAUGAGCCAAAGGGAAGCACUGAUGGCUGAGGCUCAGGUGUUGCGGAAAGAGCUCGAUAAAGAGCGGAAGGCAGCGGACAAGCUGAAGGGGGAACUGGAGGAAAUGAGUCGGAAGGAAGAGGAUGCUGAGGGCAAGACGGAUCCUGAGACUGAAGAACUGCAGGCUCAACUUGAGGAGCUUGAAAACAAGUUGAAGUUUGAGCAGCAGCGCUCUGAUCUCUGGGAGAGACUGUACGUAGAGUCGAAGGAGGAGAGAGCCAAGGGCGACAGGGACAUAAAGACCAAGAUUCCCAAGGAUGGGAUGCUGGGAAAGGUGAAGGAAACGUUUGAUGCUGUGAAGAAUUCCACAAAAGAGUUUGUGCAACAUCACAAGGAGCAGAUCAAGAAGGCCAAAGAUGCGGUUAAGGAAAAUCUCCGGAAGUUUUCAGACUCGGUUAGAUCCACGUUCAGGCAUUUUAAAAACUCAGCCUCGACCGUGUUCAACCAUGAAAAGAGGUUUCAAGAGAGAAAACCCGAGCGUCAAACAUUUCAGCAAGAGCAAGGAAACAAACGCGCCGAAGACUGGCAGCCUCAGAAACCUUUGCAUCGACAUCCUCGCAAAUCAACCAUGGACUCUUCUUUUCACGCUGAUCGCAACACACGCAAACCUGGUAAUCAGAAUGACCACAGCACUAUGGGUCAGAAAACGCCACUCAAAGGCUGUUCGGGUGUUUUUGACUGUGCGUAUCAGGAGUCGAUGAGUCUGUUCAAUAAGGCAAUGGACCCCAUUCGUGCAGAUGAGUUUAACGAACUUCUGCACAGUUAUUUGCAGAAAGAAGUCAGCCAUUUCCACCACUGGAGGGAGCUGGAGAGCUUCAUCAAAAAUUUCUUCCAUAACGGCGUCUUCAUCCACGACCAAAUGCUGUUUACAGACUUUGUUAGUGGCGUUGAGGAUUACCUUGAGGAAAUGGAUGAAUAUCACAGUCUCAGCGAUGAUGUGUUUGAGGAUCUGGACGACUACAUAUACCGGCACAUAUUUGGAGAUACAUACUUGAAAUACUUUGGGCCGAGUCGACCCUUCGAAGUCCCGGGGUCGAAGGGUAAAGCAUGGAGUCAUUGCCAGCGGCAACAGAGGAAGCACCAGCAGCCACGUCCUCGCCCUCAGAGAAUGAAGAAAUGGAGCCAGUCAGAACGUGACCCCAAUCGGCAGUUCACAGAUGUCAAAAUAGAGCUGGGUCCCAUGCCCUUCGAUCCCAAAUAUUAGAAGAAACAUUUCAAUUCAAUGUUGCUCCAUUUUUUUUUGUGUGUGUGUCUUGGAGGAGGUUAAAGAAUGCUUUGGGUUCACCUUUUCUGUGAUUUUUUGCACAUGUAAAUGUUUUAAUUUAACGUUUCUUUCUGCACUACGUUGAUGGCAGUCUCAAAGUUAGAGAAUCCAAACUGCAUUUUUUAGCAGUUUAGAAUUAGUUAUAGGUAUUUUUGAAGCAGAUUUAUCUUCUUUGAUUCCCUGAACUUGUGGAAAAAAAUAUUUUAAUACUGAAAGUAGUUUUGAACACAUAAGUGGGUAAAUUAUUUUUGAUUUGGGUUAGUAACCAAAAAGCAGUUUGUAUUGUAGCAUUUUAAUUAAUUCAUGACUAUGGUUUUCUAAACUAAAAACCUUAUGUUCCAGUUUGCUUAGGACCAAAUAACCAAUCAAAAUAAAUUAUUUUGAAAAAAUCUCAGAUGUUCAAUAGGUUUGGAGUAAUAAUGAUGCUUCAUUAUAAAGGUAACUUUGAAGUGUUGUGGAUUGACUGGUUGUCACGUGGAUGCUGUAAUGUCAGCACUGUUUUAUUUGAACAUGCUAAUCAGUUGAAGAUAUUAUUUGAAAUGUUUCAAUCUGCAAUUGUUACUGCACUAUUUACCCCACUUUUUUGUGUGUGGUCAUGGGCUAAGUAACAUUCCUUGUUUGGAAACAGCUCUAAGAUGCACUAGUCAUCUGCUCUAAUGUAAUUAAACACAAAUGCACUUAACUGCUUAUGUUGCACUUAAACUGUAGAAUAAAAGUCUUUCAAUGCUUCA
Megalobrama amblycephala (Wuchang bream) is the source of this 3553-nucleotide messenger RNA. It is a transcript of the gene ccpg1, whose product is annotated as cell cycle progression 1. Gene Ontology annotation, cellular component: membrane. The transcript is spliced from 12 exons. Lineage: Eukaryota; Metazoa; Chordata; Actinopteri; Cypriniformes; Xenocyprididae. The record is from RefSeq and is a predicted model, not a curated record. Bases 201 to 2762 code for a protein of 853 amino acids.